Molecule: messenger RNA, 1643 nt
Organism: Amphibalanus amphitrite
Lineage: Eukaryota; Metazoa; Arthropoda; Thecostraca; Balanomorpha; Balanidae
Product: HSPB1-associated protein 1 homolog
Exons: 8
Coding region: 109-1389 (426 amino acids)
Molecular function (GO): 2-oxoglutarate-dependent dioxygenase activity
Source: RefSeq, a predicted model, not a curated record
GUUGGUGUGUGUGGGUCGUGUUGUAUUUGGCAGGGGGCGCAGGGGGGUUUGUGGAGAUGGUAUUUUCAGCGUUUUCGGUUUUACUGUCCCUGAGCAGAAGUCAUAACCAUGCAGCCUUCUCUGUUAAAAGAGGGCAUUCUCUACCAUCUGGACUAUCCAGUGGUAUUUAGUUCUAUGGUGGAUGUCUGGGGAUGCUCCAGAUGGUCCCUGGAAGAGUGGGCCUCAUUCUUUGGAGACAAGCAGCUGAGUUUGAGAAUAGGCAAGCAGGAGGAAAAUGCAGCCGGUCCUCAGUGGGAGGCAGAGAACGUCACCGUCUCGGCCACGGUACGCCAGCUGUUGGACUGGGCGGCGGGCAGACCCAGCAAGAGGCGCCUGUCGCAGGACGAGCCGUCACCCCUGGCCCCCUACCGACCGGACACACACUGGGCCUACUACGCCUACAAACACAUACCACAGGAGUUCGGCGAUAGUCCGUAUGCGGCCGCGAAACUGGGUAUCGACUGGAGUAUGUUUGGCUUCCCUGGUCGGGGUGCGGAACAUAGUACGCUGUGGCUGGGUACGCCCGGAGCUCACACACUCUGCCACCGCGACACAUACGGCCUGAACCUGGUGACACAGCUGGUCGGCAGGAAGCGGUGGACACUGUUCCCGCCUUCGGAUGGACCCCGACUGUAUCCCACCCGGGUGCCUUACGAGGAGUCGACUGUAUUCAGCGCCGCCAACCUGCGACGACCCGACUUCAACAAGUUUCCAGACCUGGCGUCCACGCAGCCUCAUAUUGUGGAGCUGACGGCGGGUGAAACACUGCUGGUGCCGCGACACUGGUGGCACCUGGUGGAGAACCUGGAAACCUCCGUGUCCAUCAACACCUGGAUAGAACUGCCGUGUGACGCCGAGGCCAGGCUCCAGGAGGCCCUGGUCCGAACCAUGGUGUCCCGCCUGCCCGCGGACGCCGCCUCCGCUCGGCUGCUGCUCAACGACCCGAUGGAGGAGUGCUGGCCGCUGGACGCCUGUCUCUCCGUACUCCAGCAGUCCGCGGCCGCCCUCAGCCUCCCUCCAGCACCUGCCCCGCCGAGGGACCGGCGCGCCUUCUGGGCAACCUACCGCGCCUGGUCGGGAAAUCGCCAAGUGCCGGCCUGUCCACCCUCCGCCCUGCUGAGGCCAGAGGUGCAGACAGCACAGACAGCCAGUGCGGCCAGCUCGCCCGAUCCAGUGGUAUCCCCGCGGUUAGGGUCACCCGAGUCUGUAGCCUCUCCUUCGGCGGGGGCAGGGGUCAGAGAGGUGUACCUGGCACUGGCGGAGGCGGUGACUGAUCCGCAGACCGUGGCCGCGGCGGCUGAGGCGUUCAAACGCGCCCUGAGGAGACGAGGUGGGGUGCAUAUGCUGUGAUGGAGAGGGAAGGUAAGGGAGGGAGAGGGAAGCUCGGCGAUAUUUGAUCUUUUCUGUGAAAUGUCAGCUGUGAAAUGUACAUACUCUUAUUAUUAGUAGUAUGGGCUGUGCUGCAUUGUGGUGGUAUUCAAGCAAGUGCUUUUAGAUCUUUAUGCGAAUGUAUCUGUGACCAAUAGUACUCGUAUUGCUUUGAUAAGGACACUGCGCUUCUUACAACAUAUCUGUAUUUUGCGAAUAAGACAAGCUAGAAACUU